Messenger RNA from Cataglyphis hispanica, 3483 nucleotides. RefSeq lists its product as uncharacterized. Lineage: Eukaryota; Metazoa; Arthropoda; Insecta; Hymenoptera; Formicidae. The coding region runs from base 814 to 3417 and encodes 867 amino acids. Gene Ontology annotation, biological process: monocarboxylic acid transport; transmembrane transport. The transcript has 7 exons. Gene Ontology annotation, molecular function: monocarboxylic acid transmembrane transporter activity. The record is from RefSeq and is a predicted model, not a curated record.
GAGCACGAGGCGAGUCGAGUCGAGACGAGUCGAGGCGGGACGAGACGAGACGAGGCGAGACGAGACGAGACGAGACGAGACGAGACGAGACGAGACGAGACGAGACGAGACGAAGCGAGACGAGACGAGGCGAGACGAGACGAGGCGAGACGAGACGAGACGAGACGAGACGAGACGAGGCGAGACGAGACGAGACGAGACGAGACGAGACGAGACGAGACGAGACGAGACGAGACGAGACGAGACGAGACGAAGCGAGAGCGAGACGAAGCGAGAGGCGAGACAAAGCCUGGCGAGACGAGAGGACGAGACAAGACACGAGGCCAAUACGCGUGCUCUGUUCAAGUCAGGUGCGGCGUCGAGAACCUUUUCUAUGACGUGAAUUCUGUGAGAGGCUCCUGAACGUCUAAAUCACACUCUCUCAGUCAGUGUACUGGGUGCCCCCAACCGAGACGGUCGCGUGAUUACUCGCAUCGCACGCGUCAUCGGGGAAACGUGCCGAGGGCACGCGAAUGCGCGAAAUUGUCGCAACAAUAAGGCGUAAAACGUUCUUUCCAACGAGGAUCGUGCCAGGCUACGCGAAAUCUCCGGAUUCUCUGACAAUUUGCGCGAGCUGCUCGUUGGACGAGCGACUCGAAGGUGCGUGCAUGCUGAAUUCGGUGUGGUCGACGUUUCGCCAAUCGUCAAGGAUCGUUCCGAGGAUCCUUAUGGUAACCGGAGGACAAGGUGGUUAUCAUCCAAGCGAGUUCCAAGGGCUGAAGGGCUGGCGGCGUCGUUGGAUCCAUUUAGCCAUUACUUAUAAUUAGAGCGACAAUGGCUAGCAGGAACGAAGCUGACCUGCGAGAGAUUCGAGUAGAACGCGACGACGGCUACAAUAGAAACAACAACAAUCACGAUAACAAUUACGGCGGUUGCUCUAUGAGUGCCGCUGGAAAGGAAGACGUGUGCACAAAGAGGAAUCAUCGGAGCAACCACCGGAAUCAGCAGAGUCCGGGCAGAGCCCCGUUGGUCGGCUGGCGAAAUGACAGUCCGACGAUUUGUCUCAUGAAUUCCGUCCACAAUAAUGUCAACUUGGUGGACAGCGCGAGAAAUGGACGCGAGGCGAAUCUAGAUUCAACAGAGAAGUCAAACGACGCGAUCGAGUUGACGGAGCACAGCAAUAUACCGAGGAAGAUUAAAGAAAUGCUCGAUCGCGAGAAAUAUGUCGAACCGGAUGCCGGUACAACAACGAAUCGUCGAAUCAGAGACUCUAUCGAUUCCGAAAGUAUUAUUCUGGAACGCGAGGAUUCUUUAGGCUCUAUCGAAAAAGAAACAGAAAGUCGUAAGAAACCUAAAAUACCCGAUGGUGGUUGGGGCUGGGUGGUCGUUCUGGCUUCCCUGAUAAUCUCUAUGAUAGCCGACGGUGUCUCCUUUAGCUUUGGUCUGCUUUACAUCGAGUUUCUUCGGGAAUUCGGCGCGUCCAAGUCCAAGACCGCUUGGAUCGGCUCUCUCUUCAUGGCAGUGCCACUUCUAUCCGGGCCGAUCAUGUCCGCUCUCGUGGACCGUUACGGAUGCAGGAACAUGACCAUCAUCGGCGGUCUGAUAUCGGGGCUGGGCUUCAUACUGAGUAUUUUCAGUAACACUAUCGAGGUAAUGUACUUGACGUUUGGCGUGAUCGCGGGUCUCGGUCUGGGUUUGUGCUACGUCACCGCGGUUGUGAGCAUCGCCUUUUGGUUCGACAAAAAACGAACCUUAGCUGUAGGUCUUGGCGCGUGCGGCACUGGCAUCGGUACGUUCGUUUAUGCUCCGAUGACGACCUAUUUCAUCGCCGAGUACGGUUGGCGAGGCACUUGUCUGCUCCUGGCUGGCACGUUCUUCAACAUGAUCGUCGCAGGAACCGUCAUGAGGGAUCCGGAAUGGUGGAUCCUGGAACAACAAAAGCAGGAUCAAACUAUGCCGAGAAAAUUGAACGUUCGAUCGGAUGGUACGGUAAAGUCGAACGAAAGUCCUUUGGACGAGUUCCCAGGUGUCGAGGAGCUUCGACAAUUGCUCAGAAGCGACCAGGCGCCCGAAUAUUUCUUACAGAAUCUAAGUACGAGUACCGAAACGGCCGACGGCGCCAAGAGGCAUACGACGAGCGUGGUUAAUCUGCCGACCUUUGUAAAGCGAAGCGAAAAGGUGCCUUUGGAAGUAUUGGAAUCGUUACUGAGCAACUCUAGGCUCUAUACUGUUAUCCUAGAAAAUUAUCCUGGUCUUCUGUUGUGUAGAAGUUUAUCCGAUAAACAGCUGCAGGAUUCAACGGGGGAGAUUUAUAAUAAAAGCGGAGUCACUAUGUCAAUGAGGCUGAAACGAGCAACGGAAUCGAAAACAAUCGCUGAACAAAGGAAAGAUUCUUGUCCAGUGUCUACUCACGUACCGACGAAACUUGUUUGCGCCAGAAAAAUGUCCAAGAAGGAAAUAGAAGAGACUAAUCCCUUGCUGACAAAAGAAGUCACGAUCGCUCCGACGGAAAGAAGAAGAUCCGUGUCUAAACGUUACGUUGAGCCACAAGCCAACGUCAUCAGAACCGAUUCGAUACCUUGGCUCAGGCGACAAUUUAGUACCAACACCCAUUACUUCAAGGAUAUUAGAGUGCAUAGAAAUUCCGUCAUGUAUCGCGGCGCUGCCCUAAAUCUACACAAGUACAGACUAAGAGCGAGCAGUUGUCCUGACAUCUAUAGAAACAGUAUGAUCACAUUGGCUAAAGAAAACGAACAGAAGUGGUAUGCCGAGCUGAUGGAUCUAUUAAAGAGUAUGUUGGAUUUUUCAAUGUUUCUCGAAUUGCAUUUCCUGCUAAUGUCAAUGUCGACGAUAUUGCUAUUCACGUGGUUCAUCGUACCGUAUUUUUAUCUUGCGGAGCAUCUAACUAGGAACGGUUAUGACGAAUCCGAUGCCGCUAAUCUCCUCAGUAUUAUCGGCAUAACCAAUACUAUCGGAAUGAUCGUUCUAGGCUGGGCUGGCGAUCAACCCUGGAUGAAUGUCAGUAAAACGUACACCUGGUGUCUGAUGGCGUGCGGAGUGGCCACGAUAUUGAUGUCCGUUUUUACCCAUCAUUACCCGUUUCUAAUGAUCACUUCGGCAGCUUUUGGUUUAUUUUUCGCGAGUAGUUUCAGCUUUACUCCUGUUAUAUUAGUCGAGCUAAUUCCUCUGGAAAGAUUUACUACUGCUUACGGUCUCAGUUUGUUAUGCCAAGGAAUUGGAAAUCUUCUCGGACCUCCGUUGGCUGGAUGGUUAUUCGAUGUGACAAAUGCUUGGGAGCUUUCUUUCCUCAUGGCCGGCGGUUGGAUUAUUGUCUCCGGAAUCUUUGUAGGUAUUAUACCCUAUACGAAAAAUCGAAAGAUUUUUGGCAGUGGACCGAUCGAGAUGGAACGAACAAAUGGAAGUGAUUGUUUAGCAUAAAGCGAAUUAUAUUCAUUGUUUUUACACACGCACGUACAGAUAUUAAAAGAAGGAGGCGAAUAUUUA